UUGUAACAGCCCCAAGAGAUGGAUCCUAUGGCAUCCCCGUUCUAGAGAUGGGGGAGCCGAGGUUCAGAAGGAUUUCAGGGAGAAACGGUUUAGGCUACUGUCACUUCUUGGCCAUGACACCUAUUUUACAGAGAAGGAACCUGAGUCUGAGAGAGAAUGGAAGUCACAGGGGCAGGCCCUUGGGGCAGAGAACUUCUAUACAGGAAGGGGAAGGCUGCAUCUGAAAGAUCAGGACAACCAGCCAUCAAGUCCUCAUGGACCUGUGACUUGGCCUGCAUGAGAGCACGCAGAUUCAGAAACAUGUUCACAGCAGGCCAGAACUGUGCAGAAAAUACGCCAAGAAAAACAGUGUGGGGUGGUGGAUAAAGCCCUGCAUGGGACUCAGUAUGAAUCCCGGCUCUGUCACCUCUAAUUUGCCGUAUAAUCCUAGACAAGUCCCUUCUUCGUUCUGGCCUCAGUUUCCCUGCCUGUGAACUAAGGGUGGGACUCUGGUCACUGAGGGCCGCUUAGCUCAUCUGAGGCUGGCUGAGGCCGGAGUGCCUGAGGCUGUUUCCCUGGGAGAUGGGGCCUGUGUCCUGCUCCUGGCCAGCACACUCUGAGAACAUUUGCUCUCCUGACCAACGGACAGCCUGUCCCUCCUCCGCCCUUGCCCCCUUGCCAUCCCCCAAACUGACGAAGCUGAUUGUCUUAGCCGGCCCUGUGGGUGCUGGCUGGGCGGCCGGCCGCAGGCCACAGGCGGAGGUGCCACCCGCCAGAGCCCCACCAGACACACAGGGCAUUGUCCCUCAGUCAACAGCCCCUGGGCACCUCGGCCCGGCUCCUGGCCUGCCCCCACGGCCCUCACCGUCUGCCACUGCGCCAGGCCCAGCCAGCUGGGGCCCAAGGCGCCCGGGCAAUGAUGAGCCCACCCACCCACUCCCCCAGCAGCCCCCUGACGAGCUAUAAUUGCUUCACUCCGUCCUGUUGCUGCCAUUCUCUUGACGGAGGCAUCUGGGGUUCCAGGCGGGCGGCAGCUGCAGGCUGGUCGCCUGGCUCGCAGGAUGGACUGGCUGCACAACCUGGUACGUGGCGAUUCCCCACCCCACCCCCACUCCUUUUUAGGGCCUGAGUGUUUUGUUACUUCUUUCCUAUUGAUUAAUGGCAGCCUCUGUUUGGCUUGGAAUCUGCAGAGGUGAGUUCUCCCUCUGUCUUCUCCCUCAGGACGAGAAAGAAACAGAGACUGGUCUCAGAGCCUGCAGCCAUGGCCAGUAGCUCCAGCUCCUGAAUGGAGCUCAGCCCUGCUACACUGAAGCUCAGCCCUGCUACACUGAAGCUCUUUUAGGCCAAAGGCAUCUGGGGAGAUCCUGGCAAACUUGGUUAUCGGGGUUUUUCCAAAGAAUUUCUGGGUCCUGAGAUCCAGGCUGUGUAACCUUGGGCAAGUCCUUCUGUUUCUCUGUUCCCAUCUAUAAAGGGAAGCAGGGAGACUGAUUCUAUUCUGGGUUUCUCUGAGUUUAAGAAUGCCAUGUAAGAAGCUCAGAUGAGAAAGCCUAUUGUUAGGGAGAAUUUUGUCUGCACCAGAACCUAGGACCAAAAAGGAAGAAUUCAGCGAUUUGAAUCUGUCAUGGAUUUUGCACCAAGAAAUAGUUCUGCCAAGAGGGGCUCUGCUGAAACUUGUAUCCAAGGGUCAAGACUGGCUAGAUAGGCUGGAGCGAUCAGCAUGGGCCGUGCGGGGUUUAGGGUUCGGGAUCCAGGGCAAGUGGGAGCCUGGCUAGAUUCAGCAAGGGAAGGCUGAAGAGAUCAGUGUGGGCUGUGCGGGGGUUAGGGUUAGGGAUCCAGGGCAAGUGGGAGCCUGGCUAGAUUCAGUGAGGAGACAGAAUUCCCCCUAGAGGAUCCUCCUUUCUGAUCAGCCCUGGCCUCCACCCAAGUCCUGGCCCUUCACUCCUGGCUUCCUGAGGAGUCUGCGUACUGCUGGGCCCCCAGGUCCUCUCCUGUGUGAGUGAGAGGCUUUCCUGAUGCUCCCAGUUCUAGGGGGAGAGGUGGAUGGCAGCAGGUGAGAGUGGACAAGGGAUCAGGCAGCCAGAGGGUCAGGGUGUGGAGGAAGAGGGCACAGGCGUCAUGGAGUCCAACAAGGAUCCUCGGCCAUGACCUGCCCGUCUCCCCGACUUCAUCCUGCAUCCCCUCUUCCCAUCUACUCUAUUUCAGCCUCACUUAUUCCUUUUGGCAAAGCUCUUAACCAACAAAAACUUCCUUUCAUGCUGUUCCUUCCCCCACCCCCGUACAGUUGUUAGGCUCCCUCUGCCCACAUCUGUCUCCGUCUUAGCUCCGUCAAAGCUCUCCAGACAUGCCCCCUCCUCAGGAAGGCUUUGCAAGACCACCUCACUGCCACCAGGCUGAGCAGGUGGCCCUGCUCUUCUCUAACCACACACUGCACGGUCCUAUCCUCACACUUGCUGCUAGCGAGGCUUAGGUGCUUGGUUUCUUGUUCACUGUCUGUUUUCCUUGCCAGACUGUAAGUUACAGGAAGGCAGGGAUGCUGACAGGCGUUCAUUCACUCAGCACAUGGUUACUGAACACCUAUGUGCUCAGUUCUGUGCAGACACGGGGGAGCAAGACAGUGUGUGGAAAUGGACACCAUGCUGACCCUCAUGGAGGCUGUGCUUAGUGCAGGACUGACAUAUAAAAGAAUCACACGUCCAAAUUGUUAAGACAGCAGUCAUACAAGAGGCAUGUGGUGUUGAGAGCCCAAGAAGGUCCGUGGAGGCAUCACUAAAGAAGUCACACUGGAGCCAAGGACUUGAGGGGUGAAAGGCAGGACGCCGCAGAGAGCAGCCUGUACAAAGUCCCUGUGCAGGAAGGAGUGUGAGGAAAGGAGGGUGUGAGGGAAGGACCCAGGCUAAUACAUGGGUGUGGGAGGAAGCCAGGAGGGAUUUGCAGAGGGAAGUCAGGCCUGGGAAGGUGAUGCUAUCAGAUUUGCAUUUCAAACAGCCGUCCUUGGCCAAGAUGUGGAGAAUUGAUUGGGAGGAGCCAGGGGGGAGGUGGGGUACCAGGUAGGAGACUGUUAAGCUGUCCAGGAAAGUGAGGCUGGUGGUGCAGAUAGAGAAGUGGAUGGGUGGGGAGAUUUUUCAGAGUGCAACAGGAGUUAACGAUGCAUGUGGUGUGUACAUGUCAAUACAUAUGAGAGGUGGGCUGGUGGGACCAGGCCAGGGCAUAGCAGGUGAGCAUGCCCCUCCUAGAGGCCUGUCUUCUUCCCUCCCCACUCCUUGGGCCCUGAAUCUUAGCCCAGAAGGAGACCUGGGUUUCCUAACUUUGACCUGUGGCUUUCUUCCCCAGCUGUUCCUUCUCACCAUCUCCAUCUUCCUGGGGCUGGGGCUGGGCCAGCCCAGGAACCCCAAAGGCAAGAGGAAGGGGCCAGGGCGGCCUGGGACCCUGGCCCCUGGGCCUCACCAGGUGCCACUGGACCUGGUGUCCCAGGCAAAGCCAUAUGCCCGCAUGGAGGAAUACGAGAGGAACCUUGGGGAGAUGGUGGCUCAGCUUAGGAACAGCUCCGAGCCGGCCAGGAAGAAGUGUGAAGUCAACCUGCAGCUGUGGCUGUCCAACAAGAGGAGCCUGUCACCCUGGGGCUACAGUAUUAACCAUGACCCCAGCCGCAUCCCUGCGGACCUGCCGGAGGCACGGUGUCUCUGUCUGGGCUGCGUGAACCCUUUCACCAUGCAGGAGGACCGCAGCAUGGUGAGCGUGCCCGUGUUCAGCCAGGUGCCAGUGCGCCGCCGCCUCUGCCCAUUGCCGCCACGCACUGGGCCCUGCCGCCAGCGCGCCGUCAUGGAGACCAUUGCCGUGGGCUGCACCUGCAUCUUCUGAGACAGCCCUUCCUGCACCCCCAUGCCAAGCAAG
Messenger RNA from Camelus dromedarius (Arabian camel), 3870 nucleotides. RefSeq names its product interleukin 17B (gene IL17B). Gene Ontology annotation, molecular function: cytokine activity. NCBI's taxonomy places the organism in Eukaryota, Metazoa, Chordata, Mammalia, Artiodactyla, Camelidae. Gene Ontology annotation, biological process: inflammatory response. Bases 3085 to 3837 code for a protein of 250 amino acids. The transcript is spliced from 2 exons. Gene Ontology annotation, cellular component: extracellular region. The record is from RefSeq and is a predicted model, not a curated record.